AUGGCGUUUGGUCCUGCGAUGGAUUCUACGGCUACACCAAAUAAUAUUGCGCCGAUGACGAUGCAGCAUGAUUAUUACAUCAAAGCUUCAUCAGUCAGGCUUCCUUUCCUCGCUGCGGGUCUAGUCAACUCUGCUGUGGCCCUGCUUCUUCAUCAACUGUCCAAUCGUUUUUUUGAAUUGGCAUUGGCGGAAGUUCCAUCACAAACACAGCAGUCUGUUACUCAGCCUCCUCCACAGUGCGACCCAGAUAUGGUGCUCAGGCCUGCGGAAAACCUAAACCGAGAGAUCAAGUCCAAUAUAAUUGCUAAAGUGCCCAGCACUCCUUCAGAAGGCAACACCACAAUUUCCGAUAUGCCUGCUAGCCCUCAUCCUCGUGCGUCCUCACCGGUUGAGCUUCUGCGUGUUAAAGAAGAACUGGAUGAAGAAUUCAGUGCAUUCAUUGAGAGCAUGUCCGCUCAAGCUAAUUCACACCCUCAACGGUCCUCACAGAUCGAGUCCCAGUUUACUGUUUGUCCAGAAAACACAGAUGUUCAGUGCCCAAACGUGUCCCGUGUGGCUACCCUCACCUACCUCAAACGAUAUUCUUGUGAAUAUCGAAAUUGCGGUAAGGUAUUCUUCAGCCGAAGUAGUUUGUUUUAUCAUAAGCAGAGUCACAAUUCAGAGAAGCCCUACAUAUGUUCCCACUCUGGCUGUUCAAUGCGUUUUGUCUCAGAAUCCCUCCUCCAAGCUCACAAUCAGCUACACGAACAAAAUUCUUCAGUCUGUGCACGUAAUCAGUUUUGCUGCAAUUACCCCAGCUGUAAUAAAGUGUUCAUAUGUCAAGACAGGUUGAUCGAACACAUCCGCGUACAUACAGGAGAACGUCCUUAUGUUUGCGAUCAUCCAGGGUGUUCAUAUCGAUUUGCCCGGCGGGGGAACCUGUUUGCUCACAAGCGAGUUCAUGUUGAUAAGACUCAACGUCGUCAGUAUCACUGCGUUCACCCUGGCUGUGGAAAGACGUUUCUCUACACCCGCAGCCUGACCGAGCAUAUGAAUGUGCAUAUGGGGGAACGACCAUAUCGCUGUGACUAUCCAAAUUGUGAUAAGAGUUUCACCAGUAAAAGUUAUCUCCACGCCCAUCGGCGCAUCCAUAUGGGAUCAAACGGAAAUACAAAUUACAACCGGACAGACCCCCCAGAUACGUAUAGCUUGGCACCAUUCCCAGUCACAGUAACUGUCCCAGUUCCUCCUCCAGGAACACAGCAGGCAUCCCUACCGUUUGUACAAGUCCCCCAGUCGAAUGAGUUUCCCAUGUAUCCGUUCUAUCCUGCACACCCCAGCUAA
This is a messenger RNA of Opisthorchis viverrini, 1323 nucleotides long. RefSeq lists its product as hypothetical. Gene Ontology annotation, cellular component: nucleus. The coding region runs from base 1 to 1323 and encodes 440 amino acids. The transcript has a single exon. Gene Ontology annotation, biological process: regulation of transcription by RNA polymerase II. The record is from RefSeq and is a predicted model, not a curated record. NCBI's taxonomy places the organism in Eukaryota, Metazoa, Platyhelminthes, Trematoda, Opisthorchiida, Opisthorchiidae.